UCGAUCGAGUCGGACGCGUGUCGCGGCAUCGCCUCUUGUAUAUUAUACCUUGCGACGCUCGUAUACACACACCCUCGCUCGCUCUCGUGCACCACCGUCGCGUUCGAUUUCGCAACAACAACUGUGCUUGCAGGCUUUUUUUUACACCUACAUAAUUAUACACAACGCACAACUCGCCGUCUAAUUUCAAGUGACGAUCCGUGAUUCGCGAGUGACGGGGUGAAAAAAAAAAAAAAAAGAAAAAGAAAUGGUGCACUGCUCGGAGUAAAUCACGCCCAUGCUACCCUAUGACACUUGGUUGUUCGUCCUGUUCCUGGUGUUGUUCGUCCUGGUGAAAAUCGGAGUCGAUCUCCUGAAGAACGCCAGCGGGGUGUGAGAAGCACACACACACACAGCUGUCAUCCAGCCGUGGUUGUAUUUAUGUACACAGUAUAAACAUGCUCGCAGUGGUGCAGGGUGUUGUACGCGAUUGUGUUGUUUCCCGUCCGGUGAUGCAUUGAUGUGUGCUCGAUCGCCGACCGAGGACUAUUUUGGCGAGUCGACGUCGAGGCUCGCGUACAUGGCUUCCAGAGCCAAAGUUGUGGAGCAGCAGUCGAGGACCUGAAACAAAAUCAAUUGGAUCACCACCGAGACGAAAGAAGACGAUACGCUAGAAAAAAUAAACAGGUCCGGAAUGUUCAAGCGGUUGACGACCAAGGCCAGGCGCCACAGCGCCGAGGACGCGGGGGUGCUGCCGAACCCUCUGACACUGGACGAGCCGCCGGGGGUCCGCAGGAUCUCCGAGGUCACUUUGGGCUACUCGUCGAGGGCCAGGUUGGCGCGGAAGAGCUGCGGAGAUGCCUACUCGCCCCUGCGCCCGGCUAAGGAAGAGCCCGAGGGGGAGGCUGAUGCCAAGAGCUCGGACUACAGGCUCGUCACCGCCGUGCCGGCCUACAUCGUCGAGCACGAGCCUGAGAAGCAGAAAGGCCUGGGAGUCUGGGGACUGCGGCGGAUGAGCAAAAAGAUCGACUCGUUCCGUCGGUCCAGCUCACGGGAGGCCAUCGGCACGAUUCCCGAGCGCCCGGACAGCUCCUCCAAAACCCCCGAAGCCAACAACCGCGAUGACAGCAACAAGCCCUCGACACCCAACGGCACCUCGGACAAGAAGCCCACGGCUUUCGAGCGGAGGUUCUUCCAAAACAGCAGCGCCACGAGCACGAGGUCGCCCUCACCCUUCAAGUCCUUCUUCAUCCGCAUGGGCUCGACAGGGAUGCUCAACUCGUCGUCGUCGUCAUCGAGCAAGGGCAGGCGCUCCUCGCAGACGAACCUCGAGGACAAGCUCCUGCACGAGCGCGGCUCCGACAAGGAGAACCUCUUCAGGAGCUGCAGCACCAGCCAGCUCAACACCAGUCCUACGUAUGUCAAGGGUGACGACCCGUCCGAGGGUAUAGACCUGCGGAUGCUGGGAGCCAGGAGCGAGCACGGCAAGAAGACGGUCUCGUGCGACAACCUCAGUGGCCGGCACCCCGUAGAGGAUGAGGACGUCUUCGAGGAGCAGCCAAGGACCCCCAGCGCCACCGGUGUCCGGACCUUUGCACCGUACGACUACGCGGAACCCGGUGGCAAUGGCGGGGCUGUCAGGACGGACUUUAUGAGGAAGUCGAGUAGCUGCGACUUCAAGGAGGCCAAGAAAAACAGCUUCCCGUACGCCUUCCUGAGGUCCAGGCUCUCGGUCCUCCCGGAGGAGAGGAACAGCAACGGCAGCGGUGGUGGUUGCGGCCCAACCAACAAACAGGACGACCACCGAUUGUUCAAGACGGCCUCGGAGGAGCACUUCCCGGCAAUGAAGAUCGAGGAGACGUUCGAGGGGACGACGACACUGGAUAGACGGCGGACGUCCAAGAGGAACGGCUACGGGAGCAGGGACUACUCGCUGCGGUACGGGCUCCAGGAUCACGUGGGCUCGAGGUCGGCCAGGAACUCGUACUCGAACGACGAGUACGCGAGGGACCACGAGUUUGCCCAACGCUACGAGCCCAAAGACAGCAGGUACUUCAGCAGUAGCAGCACCAGCCUGCAGAUUCUCGAGGACGGCUACCACAGGAACUCGGUGUCCCUGCCUUACCAACAGCCGGACAGUAUGACGGAGCUGCGAGGUACAGCGGUGGUGGCAGCCACGGUGGUGGCCGAGUCAACGACGUCGGUGAACUUAGAUCUGAGCUACGAGUCGACGGGCUCGUCGAUGCUCAGGAGCAACCACCAGCGAAGGAAUUCGGUGCCGAGCAACGCCGAGCAGCGCCUGUCCUCGCACUACGUCAGCUCUAACGAGUCGGGGUACGACAGCGACGGCCCGCGAGGCGAGUCCGCGGCCUCGGAGAGCCUCAAGUGCACCGACAGCUCCGACACGAGCAGCGUCGUCGACUCGGAAAUCGAGAUCAAGCCGAUGCGCAGCUCGACGCCCAGCGAGUACAACCACCACCACCACCAGGAGGCGCUGCGGGAGCCCAAGGAGUUGCAGACCACCGACGGUGUCAAGCAUUCGUAUCUGAUGGAGGAGCGGACUUCGGAUGGUUGCAGUAUCGCCGACGCCCUCAGGUGGCACCAGAGCUCGUCUGGGCGGCUGCUGCCCAGCAUCCACCAGAGCAACUCUUCGAGCUCGCCGUCCAUCUCGCCCUCGUCGUCCUCCAUCUCCUCCUCUUCGUCCUCCGAUUUGGCGAAGGUGACGGAUACGCUCGCGAUCCAGACGACCGCGCACAGGGUCAGGCUGCAGCAGGACAAAACGAGGUUCCUCACCGACAUUAUCCGGCCGGCCAAGCGGGUGCGCCGGUGCCGGCUGAUACAGCUCAACAGGGUCGAGCCGCACGAGGGCUUGGGCAUCAGGUUGGCGCAACAGCGGCUCGGUGAGCUGCGUUACGUCGUCGUUCAGCUGGAGAGUGACGGUAUCGCGCACAGGGACGGCAGGCUCAGGCUAGGCGACGAGAUCGUCGAAGUCGAGGGCAAGGACCUGCGCACCCUCAGCAGCCUCGAGGAGGUCCAGGAGUUUCUGCGCUCCUGCGAGGGCAUGAGAAUCCGUCUGAAAAGCGCGUACGAGGAAACGGUACCGCAGAUCUACCUCGACAGCGCGGAAGUCGCGCCAGCGCUGGACGACUACCUCGAGCGAAAUCUCACCGACUCGGAACCCCCGAAACCCACCCAACAACCGAUUGCCGAUCCCGCGAAAGGCCAGACCAAGCGACCCGACUUUCUCGCCCUGGACACGGUGAUCGCGGUGCCCGGCGAUGGUAGUCUCCAACACCAGCAGCAGCAGUACCAGUACACGACGAGGCACACGGCGAGGUUCGUCAAGGGCUUAGGGAAGCCGAGCUUGGGUUUCAGCGUCGUGGGAGGCAGGGAUACCCCACGCGGCGAGAUGGGCAUCUUCGUCAAGAGGGUCUUCCCCGGGGGCCAGGCUGACGUUUCCGAGGCUCUGUUUCAAGGUGACGAAAUAUUGAGUUUUAAUGGAAAAGCACUUAUGGGCUGCACGCACCAAGAGGUCAUCGAAUUGUUCAAGUCCGUUCGCGAGGGAUCGAUUGAACUUGAACUCGCUAGAAGGCAUAGGUACCAGACGCCAUUAAAAACAGCACCAUACUAAAAACAAGGCCAAAUCAACAACGAAGACAAAGAAACAUACUGCCAUCUGUGCCUGCUUCGGUAUAGCAUAUAGAAUCGACAUGAUGAAAAAAAAGUUGUAGAAAAAACCGCCUCAACGACUGCUGGCGAUUUGCGAAAGCCCCCUCAAGAACUCUUUAGAUUCUAGUCUCCGUUUUCUCCAUUUUUCAAUUUUCAAUUUUCAAUUUUUUAUCUUGCUUACACGGACACACGCGCGUAACUUACAUACCUUCACAAACGCCCGCACAUCACUUCAUUUUCAGUAUAGUACUAUAUUUGUAUAUUUUUAUAUAUAUUAUUUAAAUAUGUAUAAUUUAUUUAUCAUUUUUAUUAGUAUUUUUUAAAAUACGUGAAAUAUUAUUGACCUUAAGAUUAAAAAAGUAUUGUAUCGUUUUUCUCAUAAUUACGUCAUUCGUAGAAAUAUGAUGUAUCGAAGUAUCGAAGAAAGUUUACAAUUCGCUCUGUUGAUUUUGAUUUGCUAAGCGAACAACAAUUAUUUUGUAUGUAAUUAUAUUUUAAAGUGCCUCUUUGACAAACUUGUAGACGAAAAAAUUAUUUAUGUAAAAUAAAAUGUUAAUUGACUGUUUCGAUUGAGCGUAUAUAGAGAUUUUAACGUAGAAGAUUUAUAUUUAAGC
Molecule: messenger RNA, 4262 nt
Organism: Copidosoma floridanum
Lineage: Eukaryota; Metazoa; Arthropoda; Insecta; Hymenoptera; Encyrtidae
Molecular function (GO): protein binding
Source: RefSeq, a predicted model, not a curated record